Molecule: messenger RNA, 1966 nt
Organism: Arachis duranensis
Lineage: Eukaryota; Viridiplantae; Streptophyta; Magnoliopsida; Fabales; Fabaceae
Exons: 4
Coding region: 279-1727 (482 amino acids)
Biological process (GO): positive regulation of transcription initiation by RNA polymerase II
Molecular function (GO): zinc ion binding; transcription coactivator activity; DNA binding
Source: RefSeq, a predicted model, not a curated record
GGUUCUAUGGUCUAGUGGUCAGGACAUUGGACUCUGAAUCCAGUAACCCGAGUUCAAAUCUCGGUGGAACCUACUUUUUCUUUGUCUUCCUAACACACUUCCACUCGUGACAAUUCCAUGCCUCAAAUCUCAAUGAAACCACAAGAAUAUCAAAAUAUACUAGAGCAUGUCAACAUUAACUUGUUAUCAUUAUCGUUUGCUCACUGUGUUUCAAAAUUGCGCUUCUUCUUUCGUUUUUUCAGUCGCGUAACCUAGGUCUCUUGUUUUUUUUGCGCAAUAUGGAUUUGGAACCAGAAACUCGACGGAAAAUCGAGGACAUGGUGAUGGAUUUACUCAAGCAAUCCAACAUAGAAGAGACUACUGAGUUCAGCAUCCGAGUCGCCGCAUCCGAGCGACUCGGCAUCGAUCUCUCCGAUCCCAACCGCAAGCACUUCGUCAGAAACGUCGUCGAGUCUUAUCUUCGAACCGUCGCUGCCGAAGACGCCACCGUUGCAGCCGAACAGAAACCGCCGGAACUGAUCGCUCCUCCGGAGGAGUCCAUAGAAGCGGCGUUGCAGUUGCCGAAGCCAAGUACGGAGGUUAAGGAUGACUGUGAUCAAGUCAUUUUCCAGCUGUCAAACAAAAGGAAUGUGGUGGUUAAAAAGUUCAAAGGGACAACAUUGGUGUCAAUUAGGGAGUUUUUCCAGAAAGAUGGAAAACAGAUUCCCACUUCCAAAGGGAUAAGUUUAUCAUCUGAACAAUGGUCAACCUUCAAGAAGAAUGUGCCAGCUAUUGAGGAAGCUAUUACAAAGUUGGAAGGAAAGAUGAAAUCUGAGCUUCAUGGUAAGGAAAAUGGAGAUGCCUAUAAUUCAGUUGUUGAUGUGGCUCCUCCUCUUGAGCAUGUCCCUGUUGAGGUCAGCCGUUUUGAUGGGAAAAAUUAUCAAUUAUGGGCUCAGCAGAUGGAAUCACUUUUGAAACAGUUAAAGAUUGAUUAUGUGCUUACUGAACUAAGCCCAAAUGCUGUGCUUGGUGAAAAUUCUAGUGCUGAAGAAAUUGCUAGAACCAAGAAUGCAGAAAGGAGAUGGGUGAAUGAUGAUUUAAUGUGCCGUCGCAAUAUCUUGACUCAUUUAUCUGAUAGUCUAUUUUGUCUCUAUGCAAACAGAAAAAUGAGUGCUAAGGAGUUAUGGGAAGAUUUAAAAUUGGUUUAUCUGUAUGAGGAACAUGGAAGCAAGAGAGCGCAGGUGAAAAAGUAUCUUGAGUUUCAGAUGGUUGACGAGAGACCAAUUGUUGAGCAAAUCCAAGAAUUUAAUAGCAUUGCAGAUUCACUCGUUGCUGCUGGAAUGUUUCUCGAUGAAAACUUUCAUGCGAGUGCCAUCAUUUCAAAGCUCCCACCAUCCUGGAAGGACUUCUGCAUCAAGUCAAUGCGCGAGGAGUAUCUCCCUUUAUGGAGGCUAAUUGAUUGUAUUAGGAUGGAGGAAGAAUCUCGCAACGGAUUCAAACGAGUUGGUGAACCUUAUAGUAGGAUAGGAUUUAACCACUCCAAUAAAGGUGGACCAAGGGAAAGUGACAAUAAGUUUAUGCAUAGGAAUAAGUCAGAGAGUAAUGGCAAGAGCAUAGCCUGUUAUAUUUGUGGCAAGAAGGGGCAUCUUUCUAAACACUGCUGGAGAAGAUAUGACAAACUAGGUAAUGAAAGAAAGGCCGAAGAUGUAUGCAUACCUCAAGAAGUUAACAUGGUGGGGGGUUGUUAGCUGUUAGGUAGGUUUCCCUGGCAAGAACUGCGGCAGGCAUAGCAAAUAUAUUUUCCCAAUUAGGCAGGGUACGAUCUUCUGUUAAUUAUGGGGUACAGGUAUGAUCUUUGUCAUAGACUCAUAGCCUUCUUUUUAGAAUUUUUUUUUAAAUUACGAUAAGCAAAGCUGUUACUGUAUAUGGUAUAUAUCGAGGGUCAGUGUAAUUUGCCCUUUAUAUAGUCUAAUGCUCAUAUUCUUAA